GCGGGCGAGGGGCAGGCUGGGAAGCGCCGCCAUGUUGGCGUCGUCCGCGCUGUAGUAUUGUCAUAAAUAGAGCCGGUUAUGUAGUGUUUUCACUACUCGGUUGGCUGCCUCGGCCGUGGCGAGUGAGGGAGUGAGCGAGCGGGCGACCGGCGACCAGAGGAGAGCGGACAGGAGGAGGGGAAAGAGCCAGGACGGGACUCCGGAGCGAGGGAGGGACCCUCGCCGGUGAGGGGGACGCAGGAAGCGAUGAAAGAAACGUCUGCAAACACCGUGCUGGACAGCCAGCGUAAACAAAAGCAUUAUGGAAUCACUUCUCCAAUUAGCUUGGCAUGUCCUAAAGAAAUUGAUCACAUUUACACACAGAAAUUAAUUGAUGCCAUGAAACCAUUUGGAGUUUUUGAAGAUGAGGAAGAAUUGAACCACAGGCUGGUUGUUCUUGGUAAAUUGAACAAUUUAGUAAAAGAAUGGAUUUCCGAUGUUAGUGAGAGUAAGAAUCUACCACCUUCUGUUGUGGCUGCUGUUGGUGGUAAAAUUUUCACUUUUGGCUCCUAUAGGCUUGGAGUACAUACCAAAGGAGCUGACAUUGAUGCACUUUGUGUAGCUCCAAGACAUGUGGAGAGAUCUGAUUUUUUUCAGUCUUUUUUUGAAAAAUUGAAGCACCAAGACGGCAUUAGAAAUUUAAGAGCUGUAGAAGAUGCCUUUGUUCCUGUUAUAAAAUUUGAAUUUGAUGGAAUUGAGAUUGACCUAGUUUUUGCAAGACUGGCAAUACAAACCAUAUCAGAUAAUUUAGAUCUAAGAGAUGACUCUCGACUGAGAAGCCUUGAUAUAAGGUGUAUUCGCAGCUUAAAUGGAUGUAGAGUUACUGAUGAAAUUUUGCAUUUAGUGCCAAAUAAAGAAACUUUUAGACUCACCCUGAGAGCAGUCAAAUUAUGGGCAAAACGACGUGGUAUUUAUUCCAACAUGCUGGGAUUCCUUGGUGGUGUCUCUUGGGCAAUGUUAGUUGCAAGAACUUGCCAAUUAUAUCCAAAUGCAGCAGCUUCUACUUUAGUUCAUAAGUUCUUUUUAGUGUUUUCCAAGUGGGAAUGGCCAAAUCCUGUGCUGCUAAAGCAACCCGAAGAAAGCAAUUUGAAUUUGCCUGUUUGGGAUCCUCGAGUAAAUCCAUCAGAUAGGUAUCAUCUCAUGCCCAUAAUCACCCCUGCCUACCCACAACAGAAUUCUACGUACAAUGUGUCCACAUCAACUCGAACAGUAAUGAUAGAAGAAUUUAAACAAGGUCUUUCAGUCACAGGUGAAAUUCUUCAAGGGAAAUCAGAUUGGUCCAAACUACUUGAGCCACCAAAUUUUUUUCAAAAGUAUAGACAUUAUAUAGUAUUGACUGCCAGUGCAUCAACAGAAGAAAACCAUCUCGAGUGGGUUGGAUUAGUAGAAUCAAAAAUUCGUGUGCUUGUUGGAAACUUGGAAAGGAAUGAAUUUAUUACUCUUGCCCAUGUAAAUCCCCAGUCAUUCCCAGGAAAUAAGGAACAUUAUAAAGACAAUAAUUACGUAUCAAUGUGGUUCCUUGGAAUAAUUUUUCGGAGAGUAGAGAAUGCAGAAAGUGUUAACAUAGACUUGACAUAUGAUAUACAGUCAUUUACUGAUACAGUGUACAGACAGGCAAACAAUAUAAACAUGCUAAAGGAGGGAAUGAAAAUUGAAGCAACUCAUGUUAAAAAAAAACAACUUCAUCACUAUCUUCCAGCAGAGAUCCUUCAAAAGAAGAAAAAGCAAAGUCUUUCUGAUGUCAAUCGUUCAAGUGGACCUCAAUCCAAAAGAUCAUCUCUGGAUAGCAAUUGUUUGGAUAGCUCUAGAGACACUGAUAAUGGAACACCUUUUAAUUCCCCAGUGUCUACAAACAAACCUUCCAAACCUGAUAUUUCUCCUCCAAGAGAAACAGAAAGGAAUAACACUGAACCUGCUGCUGUAAUUGUGGAAAAGCCAUUGAAUGUUCCGCCAGCUCAAGGACUAUCUAUUCCAGUCAUUGGUGCAAAAGUUGACUCUGUAGUAAAAGCUGUUUCACCCCCAGCUGUGUGCACCAUUCCUACUGUAGUAGGACGAAAUGUUAUUCCUAGGACCACAACACCCCACAACCCUAUCCAGGGACAACUUCUUCUAAAUGGGAUGGCAAAUAUAACUAAAACUAUGCCCAAAAGGUCCCAUUCUCCAUCUAUAGAUAUGUCUUCAAAGAGAAUAAAAGAUAUAGAAAAGUUUCUUCGACUUGAAUCAAAGUUUCAGGAAUCGCGUGCUGCUGAAAACAGAAAAAGAAAAUCAGUGGAUGCCAUUGGGAGAGAAUGUAUGCCUAUUCCAACUAUUGAUACUUCACGCAAAAAGAGACUGCCCAGUAAAGAACUACCAGAUUCAUCAUCUCCAAUUCCAGCAAAUAACAUUCGAGUCAUCAAAAAUUCUAUUCGACUAACUCUUAAUCGGUAAAAGCAGUGCCUCCUUAUUUAGGUGAAUAUGCAAUCAUUAGUGACACAGAUGCAGCCACUUUUUUAAAAAUAGAAGUGGCUGUCAUGUAUAAAAUAAGGUGAAAGUUAUAGUCAUCAAUCUGACAACCUUCAAGUGGUUUUUGAACUCUCACACUUUGAUCUGCAGAUGCUGUAGCAUCCUCUCAUUGAUUGCUACAUACACUUCUCUGAGGAUCACGUGCUGUCAAAUUGUCAUCUAUAAUAUUAUGGCUUUGUGUUGGAGGUUUUACUGCCUUAACUUUUGAUGCUUAAUUCUCUAUUAUGGGAACCAGUUCUUGGCUCUUCGGACACUGAUAAAACAAGUCCUGACACCCCCCCCCCCUUUUUUUUUCCUUUUUUUUUUUUUCUUCUUUUUUUGGUCUUAUGUUAUAAUCAUUGUAUAAAAUUGAAAAAGUUGAAAACAAAAAAAAAUUGUCCUGUAAUUUUCCAAAUGUUAACACAUUUACUUUAGCAUUGAAACCACUUUGUGAAACAUGAGGUAAAUGAAUGUGAGGUAUCUUUUCUGCUUUCCUCAUUUGUGUAGAUGUACUUAAUGAAUUCUAUUGAUUUAAAUUAUUUUUUUCCAGAUUGGCACAUGGAAUAUUUAAAAAAAAAAAAAUUGUGUGUGUGUGUGUGUGUGUGUGUGUGCGCGCGCGCCUUUCUGUCCAAAUGUUCCAUAGCUACCAGGGAGGAUUAGUCUAGUGAUUACAUAAAUUUUCUAUAUUUUGCCUCCCAUGGAGGCCUUCAAAAUGCAUCUUUAUCAAAAUAGAACCAGGAUACUAAAAUCAGUAUAUAAAUGGUGAAAUUGUUACAUAUCAUAUCUCAUGCCAUUCUUGUUAGCUGGCUGGUAUUUUUUACUGAGUAGCAACUCAUUCCAGCAUUAACUACCAGAUACCUUUAAGUAUGGCAAACUUGUAUUUUUGAGUGUAAAUUUAAAUUGGCAUGAUAAUUUCUGACUAUCACCCCACAACUUCACAUAUUUUCUUCACAGACUAGGCAUGCAGAAAUAAGCAGUGGAUUUUAUUGGGACCUAAAGGCAUUUUUGAAUAACAUUGUUACCAACCAUUAAUUGGCUCAGGAUCUUUGUAAAUUUUAUUUAAUUAUAUGAGUUGUCUUUUUUUUUACACUGCUUUUUUCAAUGCAUUUCGUAAUAUUUUUUAAGUUUCAUGAACGCAUGCUCAGUUUAUUAAAAUCCAUAACCAUGUAAUUCUUGUAAUAUGUUGAUUCAGUGUUUUGUAAAUGAAGUCGUAUGUAUUUUCAGAGUAUUUUUGUAUGUACUGUAAGAUACCAUCUUUUCAAAGAGAAAACUUUAAAACCUU
Molecule: messenger RNA, 3802 nt
Organism: Pipistrellus kuhlii (Kuhl's pipistrelle)
Lineage: Eukaryota; Metazoa; Chordata; Mammalia; Chiroptera; Vespertilionidae
Gene: PAPOLG
Product: poly(A) polymerase gamma
Exons: 22
Coding region: 247-2466 (739 amino acids)
Cellular component (GO): nucleus
Molecular function (GO): RNA binding; poly(A) RNA polymerase activity
Source: RefSeq, a predicted model, not a curated record